This is a messenger RNA of Paramecium tetraurelia, 8613 nucleotides long. RefSeq lists its product as uncharacterized. NCBI's taxonomy places the organism in Eukaryota, Ciliophora, Oligohymenophorea, Peniculida, Parameciidae. The record is from RefSeq and is a predicted model, not a curated record. The transcript is spliced from 5 exons.
AUGAAUGUAAAAAGGUAGAAUGAGUAACCGUAAGAGUACCCUACAGGUUGUUAGGAGAAGGAAUGUAAAAAAAUAUGUGAAGAGGGUUACUAAUUAUGUGCUGACAAGAACAAUAUACAAUGCGAAUAUGGCUAUUUUAAAUUAAAUUUUAAGAACGAGAAUUAUUGUGUCAAAUGUCCAUUAUCAUUUAAGGACUAAAUGAUGUACCUAUGCAUGGAUUGUAGGGAAAAUUCAGAGACUUGGUAAUCUUCUAGAUUAUGCACUUACAAUUAUGCCAUCACGGAUGGAGAUGUCAAAGGAGCAUUUAGGAAGAUGCAAACAAAUGAUAUACAAAUAUAUAAUAUAUUUGAAGUGGCAUCCUUGACUGAAGGAGGAAAGAGAAGUUUUGACACAGAAUUAUGUGUGGGAUGCGAAGGAUUUUGUGAUGAAGGCGAUGAAGGAGAUGAAGGAGACGAGUGUAACAUCCUUUCGGAUUAAAAUGAUGCAUCUCAUAUUGGAGUAGUUUGCGGGGAUGGUUAUUACUUUGAAAACGAUCUAUGCACUUAAUGUCCUUUUGAUAAAUGCAAAUCUUGCGAUAGUUAGAGUUGUUAUGAGUGCUUCGAUGGGUUUGCACUCGAUUUCAGUUCUUAAUGCAUUCCCUGUUUUUCAGGAUGUGCAAAGUGUGAAUAUUUUUAUGAUAUUAUAUGCUUGGAGUGUGUUUAAGAUAAAGACAAUUAUUUGGUGUUGAUGAAUGAUGGACUGACAUGUGCUUAAUGUGAUUAUGCAUGUUAACGGUGUUAAGUCGAGUAUGUGGAUGGAGUAGAAUAAUAGAGAUGUACACAAUGUGAACCUGGCUAUAUUGUAUACAAUGAAGGGGCAUGGUGUGAACAUCUAGAGAAAAGUGACUGUGAAAUAGGUUACUAUUAAUAUUCCUAAGAAGGAGUGGAUAAAUACACAUACACUUUAGGUUUUACAAUGGCGGUGGAUUAUUCUUCAGAGCAAAAAUGUUAUAAAUGCAAAUCAGAGUAUGAAGUAGACAGUGGAUCUUGUGUUGCUUAUACUGAAACCGAUAAUUGUAUUUCCUAUGAUAAAGAUAAAAGUUUAUGUUUAGAAUGCAAAGAUAGCAAUCUUCUUAAAUAUGAUACAAGUACUGCUACUACAAAAAAUUCUUGUUUGGCAGAUUAAGAUUGCAGUAAGAAAAUUAAACAUUGUUUAAAAUGCAUUUCAUAUACUGUCAAUACUGUUGAAUAAUUUUAAUGUGUAAGAUGUCAAAAAGGAUAUUAUCCUGAUAUUUUCUCUAAUUUAUGUAUGCAAUGCCAAUCUAGAUGUGAUGAAUGUUGGUAAUAUACUAACAGCUAUAAUAUUACUGCCUAUCUCUAAUUGUAAAUGGCUGCCAUUGACUAUGUGCAAUAUCAAAAAGAUAUAGAAAUGAUCAAAAAGGAAAAAUUAAAUGAUCCUCUCUGUUCAACUUGCCAAGAGGGAUUCAAUCUUUACAAUAACUAAUGCAAAGGUUGUACUGAUAGCUGUGUCCCUGGCGACUUUGCAGAGAAAGACUCUGAAUGUUUGUAUUUAGAUGAUACUGCCUAUUGUGCAAAGUGUCCUAUUCCUAAUUAAUAAUAAUCACUGUCUGCUGACAAUAGUGAAUGCAACGAGUGUCCCAAUUACUGUAUUGCUUGCAGGGAAAGAACUUCGGAUGAAAUAAAUAAUGUUAAUCCCUUUUUUAAUCCAGAUUUUGAUUAAUUAAACAAAUACAGUAAUUAUUGUUACAAGGCUGCAAACCCAAAGCCUAAUCAAAAGAUUUAUAUAGACUCCUUUUUGGGAGUUCCCAUUACUUGCAAAUCUGAUGCAAGCUCAAAAGGAUGUGAAAAAAAACUAGACACUGAUGUGUUUAUAAAUUGUGGAGAGACUGCAGGGCCUAAUGAAAUCAAGUUGAGAGAUGUAUAUAAAAAACAGAAAACCAAAAUAGUUACAUUAUUCCUUCAGGGAAUAGAAAAUGCAUAAAAAUAUAAUGAAUACAAUUAGUUAACUGUCACAGAGAUAAAUAUCAAAAUCUAUUUCAAGCCUGACAAUAAUGGAAUUUGUGUUUUUGAUAAACCUUUAUAAAUCAAAUCAGGUUUCUAAAGGAAUGUCUUUACUUUGUAGAAAUUAUCUAUUGUCAUAAAUGGUUAAGAUACAAUCUUUAAGCAAACAGGAAGAAUGAUACUAUAGGAUUAUUCUUCAGUGGUGAUUUAAGAUGUCCGCUUCAAAGAAAAGUCAUCGGGGGAAUUUGGCUUAGAAAUACUGGGUUAAAAGACUAUGCUCACUAUGACCAACUGUAAAAUAGUUAAAGAAAACGUAGCCAGUGCAUUCAACAUAGUAUUAUAAAAUACUGUAUAUCUCAAAUUAGAAAAAGUUGAAUUUGAAAAACUCAAAAAUGAAAACUUCCUAAAUCAAACCUCAACUAAUACAAUCACAGAUCAAGGUUAUUAUAUAUUUGAUGAUGUUCAUGUAAAAAAUAGUGAAAUAAAUGAUGUUCUCAUUACUGUUAAUUAAAUAGGAAUAAAUAAUGUUUUGCAAAUUAAUUCCUUAAAGUUCACAAAUGUUAAUAUUACUAAUACAGCUGUCUUUUCAGAUUUAUAAACAACUUCAAGUUACAGUGUUAUUGUAGAUAAUCUUAAACUGAUUAAAUGUACAGUUACAAAUGGAAGCAUCUUCAAUUUUGGUACAGUCAAAUCUUUUCAAGCCUAAAAUUUAGAGAGUGUGUUGACUUUAUUCUAACUAAAUUCUAAUUUCGUAGCGAGUACUGCUUUUGCAAUCGAAAAAAUGUUUUGUUAUCGAUCUUUAUUUGCUAAUAGUUCUGAACUUAUUGUGUCUAAUAACCAAAUUUAUCUCUCAGAUUAGAAACCUAGUAUUUUAUAGUUUACUUUCAAAAAAAUUACAUUCAGAAACAACAUUUGUUAAAAUAUUAAUUGCUUGAUGAUCAUCUCCACUCCACUCAACAGCUUUGGAAUCAAUACCAACAUUUAGAUUGAAGACUUAAUCGUAGAGAAUUUACAAAUCUAAACCAUAAGCUAGAUAGAUAUUGAUUCUGUUUCAUCAGCCUUGGUCUCCUUACAAAACAUUGGAAAUGUCACUAUGAAUGAAAUAACACUCAAGAAUACUCAAGGAAUAUCGAGCUUUUUUAUUGGCCAAUCUUAAUCCAUUCAAAUUACUAAUGCCUACUAUUUCCUGGAAAUGGACAAUACUAUGAUUUAUGAGUAUGAUGAAUACAUAACUGAAGAUUUUGAAGUAGAUCCCAAUCUAAGCAAUAAUAUAGCUGUCACAAAUCCCUUCAAUAACCUAUUACCUAACUCUCUUGAUUGUGCUGCCAGGAAACAAACCGCAUAUUAAUUUAACUCAUACAUGAUUUAUGUUGAAGGAUUUCAAGGAUCCAUCUUAAUGUAAGACAUUGAAGUUUACAACAAUAUUUUCAUAGAUAGAUCUGCUAUUGUGAUUAAAUCCUACCAAAACCUUCAAUUUAUGUAGUCGGAAACAAUUCUGCUUUAGAACAUGUUUUUCGAUAAUAAUAGACUUGCUUCAACAUUAAAUGGAAAGGAGAUGAGUUUAAUAACAAUUGAUUCCUAACAAAAUUAAAACAUAACCAUAAUCAAUGCCCAAUAUAAUCAGAAUCAUUUGCACCAAAUAACUGAUUCCUAGACCAGUCAAACCCCAGCCCUGCUAUUAAUUAUCUCUCCGAAUUCCUUACUUAAUCUAAUUAACUCUUACUUCAAUUACAAUCGAAUCUCAAAAUCCACAAAUGGCUUGAUGUGGCUUAAGGUAGAUUCGUUUAUUCUAAGCAACUGUCAAUUCUAAAAAACCAAUAUUCUAGAUCUUCAAUGGCUAGAGUAUCUGGAAGAAUAGCAAUUAACAACAAGUGAUCCCGAUACAACAGCUUCAAAUCUAAAACAAUUCUUCAAGAUUUUUUCAAAGGGAUCAAACUUUUAUUUAAUUGGUAAAUUCAUAUACAUCGACAAUUUGUCAAUUAAAGAGUCCUUUGGAUUGUCUGGAAUAUUUCUUGAACUAUUAGAUGGUGUUGUCACAUUGAAACAAUCAUAAUUUUUGAAUGUCCAAAGCAGUUUAUAGUUAGUGGAUAAUACAGAAGGAGGGUGUAUGACAAUAAACUCAGAUAGUUCUCAGAUGCAAUUGGAAUUAUAUUCAGUAACGAUGUCAAAUUGCACUGCCAGAGUCAGAGGAGGAUGCAUCCAUUUAUACCCUACAAAAUUCAAAUAGAGCAUUCUAUUUCAAGACUCACAAUUCUACUUCUGUUAAUCUUUGGGAUAUUCCUUUUUAAGUAAUCCAUUCUUAGAAUCAACCGAUUAGCCAUUAAUUGAAUUUUAGAACAUUGUUGUCGGGGAUAAUAAUUAUAACAAUUUUAUCCAAAAUGUACCAGACAUCUCCUUACUAGAUUAAUUGCAAUUAACUGAGAAUUCUGGAAUCUAUUAUUAACAUACAGGACAAUUGAUAAUUCGAAAUUCCAUCUUUACCAAUUUUAAAUAUGUAAGUGUCAUUAAAGCAGUGGCUAUGACUGACGUAUUCAUAUCUCAAAGUAAAUUUACCAAAAAUACACUUUUCUUAAUGCCCCUCCUAGAUAUAUCAAUGACACCAACUACUGCAAAUCAAAUCCAAAUUGUAUCAUCUCAAUUUGUCGAUAAUGAAUCUACAGAUAUCAAAUCAAUAGUAAAUAAAUGUGACGGGUUCAUCAAGAAAGGGUUGAGUUAGUCAUUACCACAAUAGACUUGUGAUUAAAUUAUGUACUUAAUAGACUUUCAGAAUUACUUAAACUCAGACUAACCUCUUUGGAAUAGCGAGACUUAUCUGGAGACUUAUAAUUAUUUCAAUGAAAUUGAUAAGUAUGGUUCUGUUUAUUCGACUAAUUAUUAUUUUGAUGAUGCUCUUCAAAUUGUGCAAAGAUUCAAUUAAACUAUGAACAAUUCAUUGAUAAAUUGUGUCCUUUAGAAUAUGCUAAAUUUGACUCUGGAAGUUGGACAAACCUUAACAACUUCUAUUAUUAACAUCAAAAGCUUAUACAGCAAUUCCUACUUAACUUUUGAAAAACUGACUAUUGCAUCCAACAAGUGUUAGAGAUGCCAUGGAGGUUUAGUACAAAUAUUGGGAGUGAAUGUUGACAAUUAAAAGGACACUCAUUUAACCCUAACGAAUAUCAAUUGUAAAGACAAUAUAAUUGGCUAUUAUGGAUGCCUAUUAAUUUAGCAAUCACAAGAUAUAAGUGACUUUGUCCCAAAUUAAAAUUUAUUGGAUAUGAAAGAUGCUUAAUUUUCCAACAGAUUGCUGUAAUUAAGUGAGCACAAUUCAGUAUCAAUCUAAAAGUCAAUGUUUUUGUCGAAUAAAGCUAGUGUUGGUGCUGGUAUUAGUAUAUUAGGUUUGGAUGCUUUAUUAAAAGAUAGUGUAUUUUCUGAUAAUUUCGCAAGCCUUGCUGGAGCAGGUGUUUACUAUAAGAAUUUAGGCGGGGAUUAGGAUACUUCCUUGUAUGUCUACAAUCUGUCAUUUUAAAACAAUAAAGCCUAAGUGGGAGCAGCAUUUUACUUAAUCAAUAAGGAAUUAGCAGAUGUAGAUUCAUUAUUAAUAAAAUUUGAAUACAAUAAUGCAACAUUGCAAGCGAGUAAUAUUCAGGAGAAUUCAAGAAGAUAGACUAUUUCAAUGAAUGAUGGUUCCUAUUGUAAAGUUGAGACUUAUCAGAAUCUAAGUGGAGAUUAGAACUUUGAUGGCAACAUUGACAGCGUGAAUGAAAGAAUAAGAGAAAACAUAACUCUGGAUUACCAUACGAUUGGUAACUAUCCAGAGAAGACUAAUUUACUUAUUUUACCUUCAGGAUAAUCCAUUAACACAUACGAAUACUUUUUAGAAGAAACCUAAGAAUACAUUCCAUUUGAGUGGAUAUUUAGAGUUAUCAAUUUGAAUAGAUUUAAUGAACCCAUAGUAAAUGAUUAAGACGGAGACAAGUGCUACAUCUUUGGUAGGAUAUAAAAAUUCUAAAAUUAUUCUGAUAGCUUUUCCUUUACAAAUAAUUUCACAAUUCCUAAUGAGAUGCUAUUUAACAAGAAUUCAAGAGGUUAUGUUUUAGAUGAUAUGCAAUUAACAUUCGAUCCUUAUUUUGAUACGAAUUAUUAUCUAGAAUUGAAAAUCAAAUGUGAUAAAAUGGCAAUUCCAGUAUAUGCUAGUCCUCCAGAUUCUAGAAUUGUAGGGUACAAUAUGGGCUACGAAUUGAUGUUAAAUGUUAGAACAUUUCCUUGUUAAAAGGGAGAAGUCUAUUAGCUUGGUCGUUGUAUACCAUGCAGUCCAAAAUUAAAUUAAUAUUCUGUCAUUAUUGGAGCUGUUUUAUGCGCUUAAUUCAAUUCUGAUUAUAUGGUAGCUAUUAAAAAGUCAUCGAUUCAGUUGAAACCUGGUUAUUGGAGACCAGAUUACAAUAAUGAUGAGUCUUAGUAUUGUGAAAAUCUGGAUGUUAAUUGCAAUGGUGGUUGGGUCCCUGGAAAUCCUUCUUGUUACACUGGUCAUAUAGGAGCAUUGUGUGAAUCAUGUGAUCUCUAUCAGAUAUUUAAUGAUGAAAGAUAUACUCAGACUCAAGCAUAUAAAUGUGCCAGAUGUGCACCAACUAUGUAACUAAACUAUAUAGUUUUGGUGGCUACAUCCAUCACAUCCUUUAUUUCAAUGGUUUUAGCAGUAAAAGGUAGUUACUUUUCAUCAAUGUAAUUUAUCAUCGAAGACACUCUGGAUAAAUGGGGAGUAUUGUUAAAGAGCUCUGAGAGUGAUUUGGCUGUAUUGAUGAAAGUUCUUACUAAUUACUUUUAGAUUAUCUAGUUCAUUGGCUCUUUUCAGAUAUCCAUUCCUAGUUCUGUCAAAUAAACAGCCAAAACUGGAGGUAAUCCUACUGAAAGUACUACAACAGCUAUGGAUUGUCUUUAUGUAACAAUGUCAGAUUUGGAUGUAUUAUACUUUAGAAUGGUCUGGGCAUUCAUCUAACCAGCAAUAUAUUUGGUCGGUUUCUAUAUUAUUUAUUUUGCUGGAAUUGCAAUCAAAAUGGUCCCAUACAAAAUUAAUAUUAUUACAACAGCCUUAAUUUAUUAAUUCCUCUAUUUGUAGCCAUCUUACGUUGAAGGUUUUAUUGUUCUGGCCUCGUCUAGAACCGUAAGUGGUUAUCCAUAUGUACAGAGAGAUGUUGCAUAUAGAUAUGAUAGCGACAUGCAUUAAUAUUACCUCCUAAGAUUUAUUAUGCCUAUGCUCAUUGUUUGGGUCCUAAUUCUACCUUUACUAUUUAUGUUUUUAGUGUACAAGAAUCGAGACACGAUCAACACCAAGUAAACCAAAUUAAUUUAUGGGUUCUUCUAUCUAGAAUAUUAGUUGAAUAGUUAUCUAUGGGAAUUUGUUAAACUAUUCUAAAAAGAAUUCAUGGUCAUCAUUUUAGCAUAUUUUGAAGAUUAAGUUACUGUUAAAGGUCUCUUACUUGUAGUUGUAAUGUUUCUCUAUGGGUUCUAUUAAAUUCAAGUUUCUCCUUACAGUAAUAGGAGACUCAAUAUUUUAGACAGAUAUUCAACUGUUAUUUUAUCAAUUUCAUUAGCUAUGGGAGUUCUAUUAAAAUCAUGCUAAGAUUAAGAAUUUGGGUAUUUAUUUAUUAUUGUGGCCGUAAUCUUAAUCUUAAUUAAUGUUCCCUUCCUUUUGUCCAUUAUAUUUUGUAUUUUUGAAGGGUACAUAAUCAAAUUGUCCCCCGUUUUAGAUAAAAUAAGAGAUAUUCUUAAUGAAAAAUACCCAGAUUUAGGUCAGUAGCAUUCAUGGCUAAGACCUUAUUUGUAUAAUAAAGCCAAGAUGGCUAUCAAAGUCAAGGUUUAUUGGGCUAUCCUAAGAGAUGCUGUCAAAGAUACCAAUUAAAUUUGCAAAUAGCAUGAUGUUCAAUUUAAAAAGAUUUUCCCCCCUUAUGCAAAAUCUAAUGAAGAUGGCAUUGAUAAGAUUGAUUACAUAUCAUUUAGAGGAAAAGACAAACUGAACGAGGACAAAUAACCUUUAAUUUAAGAUUCCUUUAGUCCUAUCAAUAACGAAAAUCAACAAAUCUAACAGCCAAGUGCUAUAAGAGUCGAAAAUAUGCAUGCAAAUGGUGUAGUGUAAAUAGGUUAAUUUUUCACCUCAUCAUUCAUCUCCAACUAAGCUCAAGAACCUGUGGGUAUUACUGGCUAAGGAAUUGAAUAAUGGCCUGAUUAAACCUAGUAUUAAGGAUUAAUUGUUAAUGGUAAAAAGUAAGGAUAAGGAUUUUUGACUUGGCCAUAAAAAGAAAAUUAAAAGCAGCAAGAAUUUUACAAAGGUGAAUUCGAUAAUAAUCUUUUUGAUGGUUAUGGAAUUUAUCAAUGGAGUGAUGGAAAAAUGUAUGAAGGAAGAUGGAAACAAGGCAAGAGACAUGGAUAUGGAAAAUAUUAAGGAAUAAACCAAUAGUAUGAAGGAAAUUUCGAAAAUGACUUGUAUUAAGGAUAGGGAACAUUAACCAUUGGGGAUAAGAUAAUCUCAGGAAUGUUUACUAAUGGUAAAAUGAAUGGAGAAAUGGAAGUCAUGAUUGGAAGAAAGAAAAGAAAAGGAAUUUGGAAGGAUGGAACAUUUUAGAAGUGGAUUAAUUGA